CCAUGGCUACAAAAGGCAGCUCGAGCUACCAAGCGUCGGCGUUUCCGGCGACUGUGCUCGCUCAUGUGUCGGCGGCAGCAAUCGUCACUUUGGUGCUGGUUUGGCUGCUUCACUUCCGAGAGGGUCUUGCUUUUAAAUCAGACAACAAGGCCAAGAUUUUCAAUUUGCACCCCUUACUAAUGGUUCUUGGAUUUGUCUUGAUCUCAGGAGAAGGUAUCAUUGCCUACAAAACAAUUCCAGCAAUUAGAGAGACUCAGAAACUAUUCCACCUGCUUCUACACUUGACUGCACUUGUUAGUGGCAUUAUCGGUAUUUAUGCAGUUUUCAGGUUUCAUUAUCUGAAAGGAAUUCCAGAUAUGUAUUCCCUUCACUCUUGGUUGGGUAUGUCAACCAUCUGCCUCUUUGCUAUCCAGUGGGUGUUCUCUUUGUUUACGUUUUGGUACCCACGCGCACAAGCAUCGACGAGGGCGAGGCUUGCACCGUGGCACACGGUGCUCGGUACGGUUAUCUUCGUCAUGGCUAUUUUAAGCGCCGAGACUGGUUUGGUCGAGAAAUUCUUUUUCUUGGGGCUGCGUCGAAGUCAAGAAGCACUUAUCAUCAACUUCGUCGGACUGUUAAUCUUUCUCUUUGGUGUAUUUGUUGGUCUUAGUGUUGUCCUUCCAAGAAGUUCGUAUUAGAAAUUUACUCUUUCUUGCGCACGUAUUAA
Molecule: messenger RNA, 706 nt
Organism: Erythranthe guttata (spotted monkey flower)
Lineage: Eukaryota; Viridiplantae; Streptophyta; Magnoliopsida; Lamiales; Phrymaceae
Product: putative ascorbate-specific transmembrane electron transporter 1
Molecular function (GO): oxidoreductase activity
Source: RefSeq, a predicted model, not a curated record